CUCUCCUCCUCCAGCCCCACCGUGCGGAGCCCUCUUUCCUUCUCCUCGCCCUAGAUUCCUCAGCUGCGGGCGGGUUGGGGCGGCGGUUCCUCACACCUUCCUGUCCCGCCUCAGUUAUAUGGCAGGUAUUAAGAGGUGCGGGGCGGGUUGAGGGAUCCCCUCCAUCCCAGCUUCGGGCUAUGUGUUGGUUGGUUUCUUAAAUACUUACUACUACUGCUACUAAUAUGCUGCCGUUCCGUAAAGAUACUCUCAGGGAGCCUUACAGUAAAUGCAAAUAAGUUUUUGUUGUCGUUUUUAAAGGAAAUUUAGAGAGCGUGAAGCAAUAGAUUAAAAACUGGCCGCGAUAUCAAGGCUGUGUACGUGUCCCGUGGGGUUAUUUCGAGUGCUUUCCUUCCAGCCCGAGACAGGUUGCGGUUACUUCGACAUCUUUUUUUCUCCUUCCUGCCGCUGACCCGUCGCCCACUAAGUGAUAGCGCUGGGGAUCAGAAGUUGGCCAGGAAAGAAUAACCAGGGAAAUUGGCUGGCGUGUCUCAGCUGUGUAGGGAACACGUCGUUCUGCACAUGCUCUACGGGCACUCACUUGACAGCCUUCCUAUUACUGAAAUUUAUUCAUUAGACUUACAUCACAUGUUUCCUCUCAAAGGACCCCAGGGCGGCAUUCAUCCUUAAACAAGUUGUUGCUGCUUUGCAUCUUCUUCCUCUUCAGUUCACACCCCCACUCUUUUUUGGACUUCUCUAGUUAGUGGAUUAAAAAGGUGUUUAGUCUUAAAUAUGGCUGGAAAUGUCCUUUAACUUGAUGCCUGGCAAGGCUGGAGGGGAGCUAAAUUUAUGCACAUCUUCUGGGGCACUGCCUCCCCCCUUUACCCUCCUUCAUGCUCUGAUAGAAAGGAACUAACAUUGCACAUGCUCUUGGCCACUCUGUUAUAUUAAGGUGCUGCACCUCUACCACUUCUCCAGUUUCUAGAGAUCUUCCUUGGAGACUUUGCUCAGGCUAGCUGAGGACUUUAUCUAGAUAGGACUUUAUCUGUAGCAACGCUUCAUUUUGUAGAAACCUUGCUAGCAGGCCCAUUGGGCCACCUAACUACUUACUGUAGUCUCAGGUCCUUCCUUGCUUAGUCAAAAUUUACUUGUUUGUACAGACUUUUUAACGAGGAGAUUGUUCCUGGAAGAGUGCUGCAGAUUAUUUUCUUUAGCCUUUUGUUACAUUUUUUUGAACUUCUCAUUACUUCACCCUUUGCCAUUUGCCUUUAGUGUCAUUGAACAGAAAGGCAAUACAUCAAUAGGUUUUGUAAUAAAUCAGUCUUCCUGUGGGGAGCCCUGGCUCUUCACCCAGUGGACAACCUUACUUUUGACAAAGUGACUAAGGACUCUCUGCUUCAUUUGCUUCCACCUCUGUCUCACUGAAGAGUCCGCUGCAAAAGAGGGAAGGAAACCAGCUGUCCGCCCUCCUCCCCCCCCUUUCACUUUUCCCCCAACAGAGAGGUGGGUGGGUUAGUAACAGCACCAAUUUAAAUGCAGAGUGAGGGAAGGAAAGGUGUGAACAAAGAGGUGAAUCUGGGUUCAGAGAAAAUGUGUGUGUGAACCUUGUAGGAAGGAAACAGAUAUGUUUAUCACUAUUUCAAAUGUAUGAACAUGGUUUUAAGGUUGAAAGCCAAUUUUUCAUGCUAACCUAAGUCUCUGGGUUGCCCUUGAAAAGGAAGGGGUUUCUGUAUCCUCCCAAACUCCCUCAAUUUAUGUUGGGUUAGGGAAGGGGCUUUGUCUGGGGAGCAGUGGACGCUUCAUACAGCAGAGCAGAAGGAACAACUUCAGCCCACUGAAGAUUUGCUGCCUUCACCCUGAAAAUGUCGAAGAAAAGCAUAGACUAUGGGGAGCUACCUGAGUAUGAGAAGAGUCAAAUCAAAAGGACCUUGGAGCUAGGCACCGUCAUGACAGUGUACAGCAUCAAAAAGAGUAGUCCAGAGAGGAGGACAAUCCAAGUCAUUAUGGAAACUAGGCAGGUGGCAUGGAGCAAGACAGCUGACAAAAUAGAAGGUUUCUUGGAUUUGAUGGAAAUAAAGGAAAUCCGGCCAGGAAAAAACUCAAAGGAUUUUGAACGGGGGAAAGCAGCACGGCAAAAAGAUGAUGUUUGUUUUACUAUUUUCUAUGGUACUCAGUUUGUUCUCAACACCUUAAGCUUAGCAGCUGACUCAAAGGAUGAUGCUGACAAAUGGCUGUGUGGCUUGAAUAUCUUGCAUCAAGAAGCAGUGAAUGCUUCCACUCCAGCAAUUACAGAGAGCUGGCUCAGAAAACUGAUUUACUCUGUGGAUCAAUCCAGAAGAAACAGCAUCAGCCUUAGAGAGCUGAAGACUGUUCUCCCAUCGGUAAACUUCAAAGUGAGCAGUAUGAAGUUCCUGAAAGAUAAGUUUGCAGAAAUAAAAGCUGUUAAAGAAGAACUUAGCUUUGAGCAAUUUCAUCUGUUCUACAAGAAAAUAAUGUUUGAGCAACAGAAAUUGAUUCUUGAUGAGUUCAAGAAGGAUUCCACUAUGUUUCUUCUAGGAAACACAGAUCGCCCAGAUGCUUCAGCAGUGCACUUGCAUGACUUUCAGAGAUUUUUGCUACAUGAACAGCAGGAAUCUUGGGCACAGGAUCUUAGUAAAGUAAGAGAACGGAUGUCUAAAUUUGUAGAUGACACUAUGAGAGAAACAGAUGAACCCUUUCUGUAUGUUGAUGAGUUCCUUACUUACCUUUUUUCAAAAGAAAACAGCAUAUGGGAUGACAAAUAUGACUCAAUAGAUCCUCAGGACAUGAAUAACCCUUUGUCCCACUACUGGAUAUCUUCUUCACAUAAUACGUACCUCACAGGAGACCAGCUUCGUAGUGAAUCUUCUCCAGAAGCUUACAUAAGAUGUCUCCGAAUGGGGUGCCGAUGUAUUGAAUUGGAUUGCUGGGAUGGUCCUGAUGGGAAGCCUAUCAUUUAUCAUGGAUGGACAAGGACAACAAAGAUAAAAUUUGAUGAUGUUGUGCAAGCCAUCAAGGAACAUGCAUUUGUCACAUCCGAGUACCCAGUGAUUUUGUCAAUUGAGGAGCAUUGCAACGUGGAGCAGCAGCGUCACAUUGCCAAAGUCUUUAAGGAAGUACUUGGGGAUCAGCUUUUAACAAAGCCCAUCGAAGCUAGUGCUGAUCAGCUACCAUCACCAACUCAGCUGAAAGAGAGGUUCAUCAUUAAGCAUAAAAAACUGGGACCAAAAGGUGAUGUGGAUGUGAACACGGAAGAUAAGAAAGAGGAAAAAAAGCAACAAGGAGAACUCUACAUGUGGGACACCAUAGACCAGAAAUGGACUCGCCAUUACUGUGCUGUAGCAAAUGAGAAGCUCUCAUUCAGUGAUGAUAUAGAGCAGAAUACUGAAGAAGAACCAUCAAAGGAAGUGAAGCGUGCUGAGCUGCACUAUGGUGAGAAAUGGUUCCAUGGAAAAAUGAAAGAAGGGAGAACUACUGCUGAGAAGCUGCUCCAGGAAUAUUGUGCUGAAAUGGGUGGCAAGGACGGAACAUUCUUAGUGAGGGAGAGUGAAGCUUUCCCUAAUGACUACACACUGUCAUUCUGGAGAUCAGGUAGAGUCCAGCACUGUCAUAUCCGUUCCUCAAUUGAUGGAGAUACUGUAAAAUAUUUCCUGACAGACAACCUCACCUUUGAUAGUGUCUGUGAUCUAGUUCAGCAUUAUAGAGAAGCACACUUGCGGUGUGCCGAAUUCGAACUACGUUUGACUGAUGCUGUGCCUAACCCCAACCCUCAUGAAUCUAAGAAUUGGUACUACAGUAACCUGAGCAGAGGAGAAGCUGAGGAUAUGCUGAUGCGAAUUCCUAGAGAUGGAGCCUUUUUGAUAAGGAAGAGGGACGAACCCAAUUCCUAUGCCAUGACUUUCAGAGCUGAGGGGAAAGUGAAACAUUGCCGAAUCAAACGAGAAGGCCGCCUCUUUGUCAUGGGAACAUCUGCUUAUUUUGAGAGUUUAGUGGAACUGGUGAACUACUAUGAGAAGCACCCGUUGUAUAGGAAGAUGAAACUGCGCUAUCCUGUGACGGAGGAGCUGCUGGAGCGCUACAGCACGGAGAAAGAUCCUAGCUCAUUAUAUGAAGUGAAGGCAUAUGUGGAACCUGGUGAAAUAACACCUUCUGUGCCACAGAGAACUGUUAAAGCCUUGUACGACUACCAAGCGAAAAGAGACGAUGAGCUGACUUUUUGCCGAGGGGCUUUAAUUCAUAAUGUCUCAAAAGAAGUUGGUGGCUGGUGGAAAGGCGAUUAUGGGUACAAAGUUCAGCACUACUUCCCAGCCAAUUACGUGGAAGACAUGUCCUCUGAUAACAUGGAAGAUCUUGAGAAUCAGAUAAUUGAGGACAAUCCUUUAGGGUCAUUAUGCCGGGGUAUUUUGGAUCUCAAUAAGUAUAACGUUGUAAAAAUGACACAGGGAAAACAUGGAAAGUCUUUUGUCUUUAUCCUGGAACCCAAGAAUCAUGAAGAUGCUCCUGUUGAAUUUGCAACAGAAAAGGUGGAAGAGCUAUUUGUAUGGUAUCAAAGUGUCAGGGAAAUCACAACGAAAACUACUGAAGAGGAGAAUUUCAGAGUGUUCUGGGAGAAGAAGCAGUUAAUUGCCAUGGAAUUGUCUGAUUUGGUGGUAUAUUGCAUACCCACGAGUAAAACAAAGGACAACCUAGAAAAUCCUGAUUACAAAGAAAUCCGUUCCUUUGUGGAGACCAAAGCAGAAGGCAUUGUCAAGCAGAAGCCUGCUGAUCUACUGAAAUAUAAUCAGAAGGGACUGACACGAAUAUACCCAAAAGGGCAGAGAGUAGAUUCCUCAAAUUAUGAUCCUUUUCGUUUCUGGUUUUGUGGAUCACAGAUGGUGGCUCUUAAUUUCCAGACACCAGAUAAAUACAUGCAAAUGAAUCAUGCCUUGUUUUCCCUUAAUGGGCGGACUGGCUAUGUACUGCAGCCAGAAAGCAUGAGGAGUGAGGCGUAUGACCCCGUGCCAAAUGAAUCCAAGAAGAAACUACAGAUGAUUUUGACAGUGAGGGUAAUCGGAGCUCGCCAUCUUCCCAAGCUUGGAAGAAGUAUUGCCUGCCCAUUUGUGGAGGUAGAAAUUUGUGGGGCUGAAUAUGAUAACAGUAAAUUCAAGACAACUGUUGUGAAUGACAAUGGCCUUAAUCCAGUCUGGGCAUCUCAAGAGCAAGUGAAGUUUGAAAUCUAUGACCCCAGCCUAGCAUUUCUGCGCUUCGUUGUCUAUGAGGAAGACAUGUUCAGUGACCCCAACUUCUUAGCACAUGGCACUUUUCCCAUCAAAGGAAUCAAAUCAGGCUUUCGGUCUGUCCCUCUCAAAAAUGGAUACAGUGAGGAUAUAGAGCUGGCUUCCCUCUUGGUUUAUUGUGAGAUGCAGCAGAUCCUGGAAGGUGAAGAAGAUCUCUACUCAUCAUUUCGGCAACUACGACAGCGCCAAGCAGAGCUGAACAAUCAGUUAUAUGACACCCGACGGAACUUAAAGAAUCCCAGCCGAGAUGAUUUAUUGCAAGAGUUCAAUAAGAAUGAGGGUCAGCUGCAAGUGUAUCAAGAGACAUGCAACAAGAGGUGGAACUACUCUCCCAAAGUUGCCUGGCAGAAGUCUGCCACUGCCCUCAGCUGUCAUCAUCUGGAGUAAAUUGCCUUUGAAGGCACAGCUGAAAUUGCAAGGGAGAAAAAAGUACCAGAUAUUAUGGACUGUGGCAGGGUUAUUUCUACACAGUGGCUUGAUGAAUGCCAGAUUUCAGGGGGGGUUGUGUGUUUUAGAAAUAUUAACUUGUAAAAUCUUAUCUGAUUUGUUUUGGGUAGAAAUUUUAUUUUUAAAUGUAUGUAUACAUCAGUGGUAUGUGCGUUUGUGUGUAUAAAGGCUGAUUGGCACUAAAAUUUA
Zootoca vivipara (common lizard) is the source of this 5909-nucleotide messenger RNA. The record is from RefSeq and is a predicted model, not a curated record. Lineage: Eukaryota; Metazoa; Chordata; Lepidosauria; Squamata; Lacertidae.